Messenger RNA from Hyphopichia burtonii NRRL Y-1933, 1467 nucleotides. RefSeq names its product SIR2-domain-containing protein. The coding region runs from base 1 to 1467 and encodes 488 amino acids. The record is from RefSeq and is a predicted model, not a curated record. NCBI's taxonomy places the organism in Eukaryota, Fungi, Ascomycota, Pichiomycetes, Serinales, Debaryomycetaceae. Gene Ontology annotation, molecular function: NAD+ binding. The transcript has a single exon.
AUGGUAAUUCAUGAUGGAGGUGCUUCAUCGUCUUCUUACGAUUACUCUUCAGAUUCAAGCGUUUUGCAACAAAUAUCUACCCGUGAUCAUACUACUUUAAAGGAUGCUCCUUUAAAGGAUGCUCCUUCGAAUGAUGCUCCUUCAAAUGAAGAUGAAUCGGAUAAUAAUAAUCUAAAUAAUACCGAACAAUCUCGUAAAACAAUCUCAGAUACAAGAAAGUUUUUAAAAGAACACGGAACAGUGGCAUUCCUCGAAAACUAUUUGCCAACAACUGCCACCAGCUCUGAUUUAUUAAACUUAAUUAUAAACCUUGGAUUUUUACCAAAAAAUUUACCCAGUUUUGAUGAUGAAAAAAUUAUUGGUCUUAUCAAAUUAUUACAUGCUGCAAUGAAAAAAGUUCGUUUAAUGCGUUCUAGAAUCCAUGAUUUUUAUAAUAUCGAUCAUGUGUUAAGUAAAGUCAAACUGGCUAAUAAAAUUUUAGUAAUUACCGGAGCCGGAAUCUCAACUUCUUUAGGUAUACCUGAUUUUAGAUCUUCCAAAGGUUUUUAUUCAAAAUUAGAAAGUUUAGGAUUAAGUGAUCCUCAAGAAGUUUUUGAUUUAGAACUUUUCCAUACCGAUCCAAGUAUUUUUUAUUCAAUUGCGUUUAUGAUAUUACCCCCAGAAAAUAUUCAUUCUCCUUUACAUUCUUUUAUUAAAUUAUUACAAUCAAAACAAAAAUUAUUAAGAAACUAUACUCAAAAUAUCGAUAAUCUAGAAAGUUAUGCUGGAAUUCAUCCCGAUAAAUUAAUCCAAUGUCAUGGUUCCUUUGCUUUUGCCACCUGUGUCACUUGUCAAUAUAAAGUUAAAGGUGAAAAAAUUUUCCCAGCAAUAAGAAAUAAAGAAAUCGCUUAUUGUCCAAAAUGUAAUUCUACUAGACUUAAAUUAUUGAAAAAUGAUGAAGUUAGUUAUUUACCAGAAAGUUAUGGUGUUAUGAAACCGGAUAUAACUUUUUUCGGAGAAGCUUUACCCAGAAAAUUUCAUGACUCAAUAAAGAAAGAUCUAUUGGAUUGUGAUUUAAUCAUUAGCAUUGGUACCUCUUUGAAAGUAUCUCCAGUUGCUGAUAUAAUUGAAAGAGUUCCACCUAAAAUUCCUCAAGUCUUAAUCAAUAGAGAUCCAAUCGAUCAUUGCAAUUUCGAUGUUAGCUUAUUGGGUUAUUGUGAUGAUGUUGCAAGUCAUCUUUGUCAAAAAUUAGGUCCUAAAUGGAAUAUUCCUCAUCCAAAAUACUCCUCAAUUCUUGGUCCCGACGGUUCUAACUUGAGGGUCGAUGUGGUAGAUAUAAAUGAAGGGGUGUUCAAGAUUGUUAACAAAACAACCGAAGCUGAACAAGAAGCUGAAACGGCUAAACUUGAAGCUGAAAAUGCCAAACGUGAAGAAUCACUCAUACACAAUGAAAAUGGUGUUGCUGAUGAAGUAGUCGAGAUCGAUUAA